AAAAUCCGUCAGUCAGAACCUACCCGAAAAUGAUUCCCUAACGGAGCUUAAAAAUUGUAUAAAAUAUGCCUAAAAUGUCAACAUGUCUGCAUACUUCUGGGAUGAUCCAAGAGCCAUACUCUUUAUAAUCAUUGCUUUUCUGGUUCUGGACAAUCUCUGGGCCGUUUAUCUUCUGCUGCGAGACAUACUUUUGACCUACAAAACGAACCGAGUUCCCAGUGUUAUUAGCCCCUAUUUGCCGCAGGAACUCUAUGACAAGAUGCGCGUUUACAAGAUACACAAGGGCUGGCUGACUAUUGUGAAUACCCUGCUCACGGUGGUCAUAAUGGGUGUGCUUGAGCUCUACUUCGGUUUCUACGCCUGGCUGUAUGGAAUGGCCGGCAAAUGCGCCAUGGCCAAGUGGAUGGAGCACGAGGCCUGCGUCUCCGUGAUCUUCGUGCUCUUCCUGAGCGUUUACUUCUCGCUUAAGAAUGUCCCUGCCAUGAUUUACGAGAAAUGUUGCAUCAAGAGCUUGCAGCCCAGGGCAAAAGUAUCGUGGUGGUUUCGCAUCUGCCACUUUGUCGUUGACCUGCUGCUGGGAACGGCAGUUACCAUCGCGGUGGUGGUUGCCCUGGUUUACAUGUUCAUCGGCCUGGGGCCCUAUGCUCCGCUGGGCUUGUACCUUCAAUCGCUGAUCUUCACGCUCAUCUUGCUCCUGCUGAUUCCCUUUCUGAUCGAUCCCUUUGUGGGCAAGCGUGUGCGGCUGGAAAACUCGAAUUUGCUCACCCAACUGGAGUAUCUAACGCGGCAGGUGGGCUUUCCCAUGAGCCAGGUGCGCAUCAUCCGGGUGCAUGACCCCAAUAUGGGCAGCAAUGCCUUUUUCUACGGCUGCUGCUGCCUCAAGAGAAUCGUGAUCUUCGACACCCUGCUGCUGAACAGGGGCAAGCAAGAUCUCAGCCAGCUGUCGCCGGAGGAGUUGGGCAGGGGACUGACGGAUGCGCAGGUUACGGCUGUUGUGGCCCACGAACUGGGUCACUGGAGGAAUGGACACUUCUACAAGGCGAUCUUGGCCUUCCAACUUCAUCUCAUACUGACGCUCGUGCUCUUUGCCUUCAUGUUUGCCCAUGGACCCAUCUACCAGGCGGUGGGAUUGGCUCCUGGUUUGCAGCCCAUUGUCAUCGGAUGCCUGAUAAUCUUCGGCUUCGUACUCACUCCCUACAUGACGCUGGCCAACUUCAGCAUGCUGAGCAUGACGCGCUGCUUUGAGUACCAGGCGGAUCGGUUUGCCCACCGCCUGGGCUACGCCGGGGAACUCCGCCAGGCGCUGCUCAAGUUGUAUGCGGAUAAUAUGGCAUUCCCCGUCUCGGAUCCCUGCUACUCCAGCUGGAACCACACGCAUCCCACCAUGCUGGAUCGCCUGGAUCGUCUGGAGGAGAUUCGGCGUUAGGCGAUACAUAUUUUUUCCCGGUUUCUUUUUUCAAACAUAGUAGGUUCUGAUUGAAUUAUCCGGCCUGGGUAAUAUAGAUAUAUCUAUUUUGCAACCGCUGCU
Molecule: messenger RNA, 1528 nt
Organism: Drosophila takahashii
Lineage: Eukaryota; Metazoa; Arthropoda; Insecta; Diptera; Drosophilidae
Gene: ste24b
Product: ste24b prenyl protease type I
Biological process (GO): CAAX-box protein processing
Cellular component (GO): endoplasmic reticulum membrane
Molecular function (GO): metalloendopeptidase activity
Source: RefSeq, a predicted model, not a curated record